This is a messenger RNA of Sparassis crispa, 195 nucleotides long. RefSeq lists its product as hypothetical. Lineage: Eukaryota; Fungi; Basidiomycota; Agaricomycetes; Polyporales; Sparassidaceae. The transcript has a single exon. Bases 1 to 195 code for a protein of 64 amino acids. The record is from RefSeq and is a predicted model, not a curated record.
AUGAGAUACUUCAAAAAGCUCAACAUUGCCAUCUCCGAUAUGGCCUGCUCUGCGGUGAUCACAUGCUUUGCUCAGUGGUGGAAUGUAGAAGGAUCUGGGAUUGAGAAGAUCAGACUGAUAGAUCAGCAGAACUGGGAGUUGGAUGAGGAAGAGGCGAUGGUGCGUGGUCUUCUCAUCUUUGUGGAUCUUAGCUGA